GUUUUACGACGCUGUAUUGACUGCGGAUUCUUUUUGCGUCGAACGGCUGUGGUCUACAUGAGGACACUGUAUCGCGAUUCAGGCUGGCUUCUCACCGCUGAGGCCCUGAUUUCGACUUCAAGUGGCAACAGAUUCGUGGAAGAAAGACGGAUUACAUUCCCAUUUCAGUUGAAACACACGACGCAUGCGCGCGCCUCAACUCAACCCGCCACACAAUGGCUCGGUCAAGAUAAGAACAGCUUCUUCGACGAACACCCACAAAACCUGGGGACUUCGACCUUCACCAGGUGGCAGAGCGAGCGUCGCGUAGCGUGGAACACUCCAAGGCUGUGGUCAUUGUGCAACCCGCGAUUACGUCACCAUUUAGUGUACGGAUUUUACGUAGGAAGGCGAUGAGACACUAAUUCAUUGUAUCCAACAGGUGGCUCGCCUUGGUGGACGAAGUCUCAACUAUGCUGCCUGACCUACCCCACAGCCUCAACCUCAACCUCUUCAGGUUGCUGCAGAGCUGAUCCCCCAACAAUCACGAUGUAAAGACAAGCAUGGGCUCUCUGCCAGACCUGCAUGCCUUGUCGGCAGCCGAUCGCGCGCCCAUCUCUCGGCUGUUUGAAUUACCUCGACCCGUAAUCAGGCAUCACUCGGGCAGGACCCACCACCAACACCGUGUGGUGCACCAGACGCAAAGUGGCGGCACCUGCUGGGAUGACUUCAGGCUGGAGCACUCGCCCGUAUCCACGCGCUCACUGUCCAGUUCCGGGGGUGCCUCCUCCGUGCGGCGUCUGAUUGCCGUGGUGAGGUCAACACCAUCCCACCUGGGCCCCAUCUACUCGCGUCGAGUCCUGUUGCGUAACUUUGCAGCACUGUGUCUAGGCCAUGUGACACUCACAGCUGCCCUGAUGCCACUGCUGGCUACACAGGCCGCGGUGUCAUCUGACAUGGGGGCCCUCCUGCUGGCUGCCCUGCAUGCAAUGGCCUCCCUAUCCUCCCUUGUGGCUCCAGUGUUGGUACAGCAUGUGGGCUGCAACUGGACACUCAUCUUGGGCUACGUGCACGCCUGCAUGUUCUUCGGGUUGCAUCUGUACCCCACACCCUACACACUGGUUCCUGCAUACCUGGUCUUCGGCCUGUGGUUGGGCCCACUCGUCAGUGCACGCCUCACCUUCCUCAUGACGCUGGCUUCUAAGCUGUCGUACGUUGUGACGGAAGAGGGAGAAGAGGAGAGCUCGUGCCGCAGGGAGACUGUUGUGCGCAGGCUUGCACGAGGCCUGCAGACCGCGCAGGACUUUGGCCUGGUGCUCGGCAAUGGCGUUACAGCCUUUCUGCUCUGGUACGCACAGCAAGAUGAUGCAGAAUUCCCACAGCCUGAACUUGAUGCCCUGUUCCUGACAGAUGGCAGCCAGGAGCGUGUGUGUGGCAGCAAGGCAUGCCCGUUCACCAGCACGAUUGCAGAACCCCCUGAGGAGGCAAACUCAACGGUGAGCGAGGCUCAGCUGGUGUUUGUGCUGCCGUGCAAAACAUCUGCAAUGCUGGCCAGUGUGUUCCUGGGCUGCUCUGUGAUGGGUUUGGCAGUGACGGCCGCAUUCCUGGACCGGAUUCGGAUGUUUGCGUACCAAGACAGGCCAACAGGUAUGGCGGCAGUGCGAGCCGUGUUCAGCGUGUUCAGUGACCCACGGCUCCAGCUGGCAGCACCCCUAGCAGUAUUUAUAGGGCUUGAGCAGGGCUUCAUGCUUACCGACUUCAGCAAGUCCUAUGUGGUGUGCACACUGGGCUUGCGUAAUGUUAGUCUUGUGUUCCUGAGCCUGGGAGCAUUGCAGUCCCUGGCAGCCUUCACCCUCAGCAUGAUGCUGCGUCACAUCCCACGUUGCAUAGUCAUUGCAGUCGGUUUUGUGUUCCACGCCUGCCUGUUGCUGGUUCUGUUGCUCUGGAAGCCAUCUGGUGAUGACCCUGCCCUCUUCUAUGUCAUCCCAGCAGCAUGGGGUGUCUGCAAUGCCAUCUGGGAAAUACUCAACUUCACUCUGCUGGUCACCGUGUACCCCGACUCUUGGCAGGCACCAUUGGCACACUGCUACUUCUUCCGCUUCCUAGGGCUGUCACUGGCCUUUGGGCUUCAUGGAGGCGUCUGCAACUGGCUGAAACUAUAUGCCCUGGCAGCGGCCCUCGUCUUGGCUGUGGCACCCUACACGUGGCUCGAAAUGAGACUAGAGUCCCACCGCAAACUCAAAACGCGCAUUACCACCUUGUGACCCAAGCUGUGUCGCUCUAGAGCUCACUCAACAUAACAGCACAUGGUGUUCCAAGACAAGACCGCAUAUGUACAGCUUGGAAAUGGCCCUCAGUUGUUGAAUUAAGUUGCCAAGUAGAUGCAAGCAACAGUUUUGAGAGGGUAGGCUUUCCUGUGUUACCAAGAAUGACAGCAGCUACUUGUAAGUGGAAGUUCUAUGAGCUGUCUCAAGUUCCUUGUGCUUUUCCUCGUUCUUCCAAAACUAACGCUAUAGUAUUCUCUCCUCUUUGGCUCCAAUAUACCACACAAAAUCAUAUGCUCGAUAACCUCCGCAGUUGAUACAUCAUCAAAGCAACAUGCUCCCCAGGUGCAGUAUCAUUGUAACAAAACACUGUAUUAAUCUUAUGAUUCACUGCCCUCUUUGCAAAAGAACCGUCUCUCUCCUUAUGCAACUAGUUCACUUCACUAUUAUGAAAUUUUUGUUGCUUCGUUAACUGGUUCAAAAGGCGUAAAUGAAGGAAUGUAAAAACAUGACAACUGAUCAGCAUCAGUUGUCACACACUUUGGACCACUGUGAUGUUGACAAAUUUGAUAAUCAGGCUGCAGUCUUACUUUGGAACAAUGAUGCUCUAAAAUGGACGAAUUGACACGUUCUGUGAACCUCAGGAACACCAGUGGCUCUCCUCGGUACGAAAUGCUUGUUGUGACUGUGACGGCUUCCAGGUUGUGUCGUCAUGACGACAGACAGUGGAAGCUGUUGAGAAUCAGUGAACUGUAGUCAAGGAGGAGCAAGAAAAAGUUUUUAUAAUGUAUAAAAUUUGUGAUAUCAAAAAUAAUGAGCAUCUGGUCUCAGUCAUGUAAUGAGCUCUCUCACCUGAUCUCACUACAUCACACUUAAAAAGAAAGCAAUACUGCAACAAAAUUUACCCAUUUUCUUUCAACAGCAACAAGCCACUUCAUCACAGAUUAGUAUGUGUAAUUAUGUGAAUGCUACAUUCCUGCAGCGUCGCCUCAAGCACUUUCCCUCUCUUGCACGAGUUGAAGCCUACACUCCACGUUUUGCAUUCACAGAGUGUAACCUACUGCUGCAUCAGUCGUCAGUAGCUCAAGGAGCAUUCACGCGUGAAGAACAUUCUCACACAAUUUCCACUUCCCCCUGUAUUCUGUAGAAUUUGUAAUUACAAUCAUUACACAGACAGUUUGACAUACUGCUGCUGAGGCACUUCUCAUAUUUAUGAACUUAACACUGCAAUGAGUUUAAUUUCAAGUUUAAAGCAUAGGCAUCUCCAACUACAACCAUGAAGCUGGAGCAGAUGAACACACAUUGUCCGUGCCGUGCUGAAACUACUUGUGCAACAGUAAACAGACCAUUGAACAAGAAGACCAGCAACAUUUUUAAGUGGUUAUAUUCAAAGUGAUUUGUUUUAAUGAACAAGUUGAACAGGAAAUUUCAAGGUAACUGUAAUGCAGUGCUGACCUUUCAGAGAAUGCCUCAUGUAAUUGUCAGCGAAUCUGACACGUGAUCAGGGCACUGGUACAUCAUUCCCACCAUGGCUCUGAGGAACUUCACGACAGACAUGACAUUUUAUAUGUAUAAAAAUACUGGAUUACAAUCUGUGACGGCAGUAGCACCUGGGAUUUGGGGAAAGUAUGAACAGAGUUUCAGCAAUUAAUUUAAGAAUGUUUUAUUCAUAUCAACUGACAGACAUAAAGUGUGGUGUGACAGAGGGAAGAGUCAGUCAUCGAUCCACCAUAUCACUAUACAUUUACAACAGUGACACUGUAUUUUUACAUUCACAUGUAGCAGUUAUAGAAGUUUUAUGAGACAUGCUAUACUCUUCCUGGUCACAAUGAAUGUGUACUGUAAGUCCCACUAUUCAGUGUGAAAUAAAUUGUGAAAAUGCCCAUUUUUA
Molecule: messenger RNA, 4134 nt
Organism: Zootermopsis nevadensis
Lineage: Eukaryota; Metazoa; Arthropoda; Insecta; Blattodea; Termopsidae
Source: RefSeq, a predicted model, not a curated record